AUGCAUGCCUUGAAAUGGGACAUCAUAACGAGGAAAGGUGGGGAAAGGACCUACACCCAACUUGUCAGACUCAUUAUCAUUGAUGAGAUCCAUCUCCUGCACGAUGAUCGCGGUCCAGUCAUCGAAGCUCUAGUAGCUAGAACGAUCAGAAACUGUGAAACGAUGCAAGAAGAAGUGCGUGUCGUUGGCUUAAGUGCCACACUGCCAAACUACAAAGAUGUUGCAAAGUUCUUGAGGGUGCCCGAUCAUGCCCUAUUCCAUUUCGACAACUCAUACAGACCCGUGCCUCUGGAGCAACAAUACAUUGGCAUCAUGGAGAAGAAGGCAGUCAAGAGGUUCCAGAUCAUGAAUAAUAUUGUGUACGAUCAGGUCAUGCAACAUGCUGGAAAAAACCAGGUCUUGGUGUUUGUCCAUUCAAGAAAGGAAACUGGCAAGACAGCACGAGCCAUCAGGGACAUGUGUCUGGAGAAUGAUUUACUUGGUCAGUUCCUCAAGGAGAGCAGUGCUUCCACUGAGGUGCUCAGAAGAGAUGCUCAGGACGUUAAUAACCACGAACUGAAAGACCUGAUGCCUUACGGAUUUGCUAUUCAUCACGCUGGCAUGACUCGAGUCGACAGGUCCUUGGUUGAAGAUCUCUUUGCAGACAGACACAUCCAGGUCCUCGUUUCCACAUCAACCCUGGCAUGGGGUGUCAAUCUUCCAGCACACACCGUCAUCAUAAAGGGCACGCAGGUUUAUACAAAAGGAAAGGGCAUAUUGAUCACCAAUCACACAGAACUUCAAUCUUAUUUGUCCCUCAUGAACCACCAAUUGCCCAUCGAGUCACAGUUCAUCUCAAAGUUACUCGAUAACCUGAAUGCUGAGAUUGUGUUGGGCACUGUUCAGAACGCUAAGGAUGCUGUUAAAUUGCUAGGAUACACAUAUCUGCACAUUCGAAUGAUUCAUAGUCCGGCCCUGUACAGUGUACCAGUUGACAGUGAUUUUCUAUUGGAAGGCUAUAGGUCAGAUCUAAUACACACAGCUGCCUCCCUUCUUGAUAAACACAACCUAAUCAGAUAUGAUAAGAAGGCCGGUCAUUUUCAGGUCACAGAAUUAGGUCGCAUAGCCAGCUACUACUACAUUUCUCAUGAGACGAUUGCAACGUAUAACCAGCAGCUGAAGCCGAUGCUGAGUGAGAUUGAGCUGUUCAGAGUGUUCUCCCUGUCAGCUGAGUUCAAGCACAUAACUGUCAGAGAUGAAGAGAAAUUGGAGCUUUCAAAAUUAUUAGAACGUGUGCCAAUACCCAUCAAAGAAAGCAUCGAAGAACCAAGUGCAAAAGUCAACGUGCCUACAUCUCCAAACUCAAACUCGAUGGAAUGGGCCCAACUGACUGAUAAGGCGUUGGUCCUUUGCAAGAGGAUUAACAGGAGAAUGUGGCAAUCAAUGAGUCUUCUGAGACAGUUCAAGAAAAUGCCCGAAGAUGUGAUUAAGAAAUUAGAAAAGAAGAACUUCCCAUGGGAAAGAUUCUACGAUUUGAACCCGCACGAGAUAGGGGAACUAAUAAGGAUGCCUAAAAUAGGUAAAACCGUCCACAAGUACAUCCUGCAGCUGCCCAAGUUGGACCUGUCUGUUCACGUGCAACCAAUCACGAGGUCCAUGUUGAGAGUGGAGCUGACCGUCACUCCGGACUUUAAGUGGGAUGAUAAGGUGCAUGAUCAGUCGGAAGCUUUCUGGAUCAUUGUUGAGGAUGUUGAUGGCCAACUUAUUCUUCAUCACGAGUACUUCCUCUUGAAAGCAAAGUUCUGUACAGAUGAACACCUGAUAAAGUUCUUUGUUCCAGUUUUUGAACCUCUCCCGCCACAAUACUUCAUCAAAAAGUACCCGCCACCAACUGAACUUCUUGACCUUCAACCUCUGCCCGUCUCUGCUCUAAGAAAUCGAAGCUUUGAGGCGCUCUACCAAGACCAGUUCAAGUUUUUUAACCCCAUCCAAACUCAAGUUUUCAAUGCCCUGUACAACAGCAAUGACAACGUGUUUGUCGGGGCUCCAACAGGAAGUGGAAAGACGAUCUGCACCGAGUUUGCAAUUUUGAGGAUGUUCACACAAGAUCCUAACAACAAAUGCGUCUAUGUUAUUUCCAUUGAAGCUCUUGCUCAGCUGGUCUAUCAGGGAUGGUUGCAGAAGUUUGGCAAGCAACUGGGCAAGAAGGUCGUUUUCCUGACAGGGGAUAUGGCUACUGAUUUGAAAUUGUUUGCCAAGGGACAUAUCGUAAUCGGCACUCCAGAGAGAUGGGAUGUGCUACCGAGGAGGUGGAAGCAGAGACCGCCAUCUAAAACACCAGCCUGUUCGCUGUCGAUGAAUUACAUCUUGUCGAUGAGUGAGCUGGAGAAGGCAGACGUGGCUCGCUUCUGCAACAGAUAUCCCAACAUUGAACUGACCUACUACAUCAUCGACAAGGAAAACAUUGCUAGUGGAUCAACGGUGAAAGUGGAGGUAACCCUUGAAAGAGAAGACGAAUUUGCCGGCUCCAUUAUUGCGCCAUUCUUUCCACAGAAACGUGAGGAGGGAUGGUGGCUGGUCGUCGGCGACACCAAUUCAGAAAACUUGGUGGCCCUCAAGUGGUUCUCCCUGCAACAGAAAGUCAACAAGGAUUUAUACUUUGUGGCACCGCAUCCAGGCAAACACACCUACACACUCUACUUCAUGAGUGAUGCCUACAUGGGAUGUGACCAAGGGUACAAGUUCACGAUCGACGUUAAAGACUAG
Helobdella robusta is the source of this 2745-nucleotide messenger RNA. RefSeq lists its product as hypothetical. The transcript is spliced from 4 exons. NCBI's taxonomy places the organism in Eukaryota, Metazoa, Annelida, Clitellata, Rhynchobdellida, Glossiphoniidae. Gene Ontology annotation, cellular component: nucleus. Bases 1 to 2745 code for a protein of 914 amino acids. The record is from RefSeq and is a predicted model, not a curated record. Gene Ontology annotation, molecular function: nucleic acid binding; ATP binding.